Messenger RNA from Aspergillus terreus NIH2624, 690 nucleotides. RefSeq lists its product as uncharacterized. The transcript has 3 exons. Lineage: Eukaryota; Fungi; Ascomycota; Eurotiomycetes; Eurotiales; Aspergillaceae. The record is from RefSeq and is a predicted model, not a curated record. Bases 1 to 690 code for a protein of 229 amino acids.
AUGAGCAGCGUCGAACAAGACGCCAUCCCCUCCAACGAAAUAUCCCCAGACUCAGAGGACGGGGGCGUCCAGCACAUCGAGGACAUACACGCCGCCGCCGCAGCACCAGGCACAGGCAUAACCACACGCCCUGGUCCUGCCCCCAUCUCUACUCCCAGAACCAGAACCACCUCCACCACACCCCACCGCGUCCCAGUCCUCAACACAGCGCUCCUCCCGCACCCGUUCCGCCCGUCAGACCGCGCACGUCUGCUCGCCAACGAAGCUGCUGCAGCUGCAGCCGCAGCCGCAUGUCGUCGUCCCAUGAUCGUCCGCUUGCAAGACAUGCAUGCCGCGGUGCUGCUCCUCGACCUGCAGAUGCAGAGACCGCAGAUGCGUUCGCGGGACUCGGGCUACGAGGCGGAUGAGUCGAGUAAUGAUUCUGAUGGUGAUGGUGAUGGGGUGGAUUCGGAUAGUAGUGAGGAUGUGCGUUGCCAGGAGCGACAGAGUGGUGAACGUGAGCGUGGGCGUGAACAUGCGCAGGGUGGAGGUCGGGUGGGAGUAGCUGGGGGUGUUCGUCGUGGGGGCGUGCAGACGAUGCGUCGUUGCGAGGGUACGGUUCAGGUGGAGGGUGUGAGCAGUUCGGCGACGGUGGACGGUCCAGAGAUCCUUGUUCCUUUCGGUACACUUAUGAACUUCCCGCAAGUGUAG